ACACAUUUUGAUCUGUAGCCAAAUGAAUGCAUGUUCAGGUGUGCUAAGCUACUUCAACCACAAGCAGAAUCAUAUGAAUAGCCUAUUUACUGUAUAGGAAGCAUAGGUCUACUGUCUAAAUAUCAUUGGCAUCAUCAUCAUAAUCUGUACCGUUUUCGUCUCAUUUGUUAGGUACGCCAUUCUCUCAUUUUCCCGGGCAAUGGAAAACUGGAUAAAUGCCGCCUUAUUCUAGCGUUUUUGUUAGUGUCUACAAAUCUAGGCUACACUGUCCAAGCCGUUCUUCUAUUGUAACCGUACCCGUACCGCAUUGAGUAGCGGAGCGAGGCUGACGCUAGUUGCAGAAAACGUCACAGAUUUGUUAAAAUAUUUUUUUUAACAAAGCGCAAUCUUGCCUCACUCUGCCGCUGGACUCCAUUCCAACCACUGAUCCAAUCACAUACCGCCUACAUCCCUGAUUUCGCCUCAUCCUAUCGCCCGCUGUUCCUCGUAUUUUUAAUAAGGAAAAAUACAAAUUUCCACCAUGGCAAGCAACGAAGUCAAACCGACGGCGAAAGAGGAUGAGAAUGCUGGAAACUGGAAAGAUUCCAUCUUCAACCCAAGGACCGGGGAGUUUUGUGGGCGCACAGCGAAGAGCUGGGGCCUCAUCCUCCUGUUCUACUUGGUGUUCUAUGCGUUCCUAGCUGGGAUGUUCGUCCUCACCAUUUGGGUCAUGCUGCUGACGCUAGACGACUAUGUGCCAAAGUACCGCGACCGGGUGCCACACCCAGGGUUGGUCAUCCGGCCAAAACAAUUGGACAUGCUGUUUAACAGAUCACAACCUCUCCAGUUCAGCACGUAUGUCCAGACCUUAGAGUCUUACCUGCAACAGUACAAUGACACGGAGCAGGAGAGGAAUGAGGCGUGCACGGCAGGGGUCUACUUUGAGCAAGAGGGAGAGGUGGGCGAGCAGAGGAAGGCCUGUCAGUUCAAGAGGAGCUCUCUGAGCCGCUGCUCCGGCCUGUCCGACUCCACCUUCGGUUACGCUGAGGGGAGACCAUGUGUCCUCCUCAAAAUGAAUAGGAUCAUUGGGCUGAAGCCGCGUGGAGAUCCCUAUGUCAACUGCACAGCAAAGAGGGACAACCCCAUACAGAUGCAGUACUUCCCAAGUGAGGGACACUUCGAUAAAAUGUAUUUCCCUUACUACGGCAACAAACUUCAUGAGAGGUAUGUGCAGCCGGUGGUUGCUGUUAAGCUGUUGCUGAACAAGGAGGACUACAACACGGAGCUGACAAUUGAAUGCCGGAUUGAGGGAUCCGACCUGCGCAACAACGACGACCGAGACAAGUUCCUGGGCCGUGUCACCUUCCGAAUCACAGUCAAAGAGUAGUAGGGAGUAGUGAGGAGGAGGCUAGUGUGGAGAAAUGUGGUUCUUACUCCUCCCGGAAGAUUCCUGGUAGAUUAAGAUGGGCCUAAUUCCAAACCAAUCCCUCCACCCUCACUCCAGAUACUAGGCGAGGGACAUUCAAAUCUGGUCUUUUUCACAUCACCUUGGUAGUUCAUUGAUUGGCCAGAUAAUCUACUCACCUGUUGUUACAGGUCAGUCUCUAGCUAGGCAGGACGGGGAAGGAUUAAAACCAGCAGUUCUGUGAACCCUGAAUCCCAGAUUUGAAUACCCUUCUCUUGGGCUCUUGUUGACUUCAUCUUGUAUUUCUGAUAGGGUUGGAUAUGUGUAAGCAUAGCAAGAGUGCUAGAUGAAGCAAUUAUCAUAUCAUAGCUGAUGCCAAUCCAUUCCUUUCAGAUCUACAGUGCAUCACACCCAAAAAGGGCCUAAUCUAGUGCCUACAAAUGUAGGAUCUUAAUUUGAUCAGUCUUUCGUUGCUGAGAAUUUAGCAGGAAAUAUUAACAAAGGUUUCUAAAGUUUGUCAUUUCCACUUUGAAAUUUCUGAUUUGAUUUGCCAUAACGAAAAACGUAUCCAGCCAUACAAAAAUUCCAUUCAUUAUAAUCCACAUAAUAAGUCACAUUUCCUGUUGCUGCAGGAUUAUCUCCCUGCUAUAGCAAACUGGCUCAAAUUAAGAUCCUACAUCUGUGAUGGUAGGGGGUGAGAGAUCGGUGUGCGAUUGGAUCAAAAGGAUAGGGUAGUGAUGUCAUCAAUAUUCAACUUAUCUCCUGGAAAAAGCGUUAAUCGUGCCAAAUUUAAUGGAACAUCUAGUUCCCUUGUUUACUUCUAUGUUUACUCUAGUACUGGGCAACUCCAAUCCUCGGGGGCCUGAUUGGUGGUCAUACGUUUGCCCCUGAACCCAACUAACACCUCUGACACCAAUAAUCAACUAAUCAUGAUCUUCAGUUAAAAAAGAAAUGAGUUUAAAUCAGCGGUGUUUUCUAGUGAUGGGGGGAAAAGUGUAACACCUAGGGAUGGUGUAACACUCAGGCCCCCGAGGACUGGAGUAGUCCACCCCUGUUUAAAAUGGCGCAUAUCUUUGUCUUCUCUUUCAUUAUGUCAUUCUAGCAAGAGUCUUUUCAUGACUCACCAACCUAACGGCCAUCAGACCCUUCUAUUAGUCGGCUUUUGUUGUCUGACCCAGUGCUCUAGUGUUGAUCUAGGCUCAGAUCUUAUUUUCUAUUCAGAUGGUCUAGAUUGGAGCUUAGAUGUGGUAAACUGAACCUAGAUCAGGGCUUUAGUGCCAAGGGUUGGAUCAACUGUUAGGAGUUAGCCUCAAUCAGUAUUUAACCAUCAGUCAUCCACUGUCAAUACAACCAUGUUUUAAGUUGACCCUCUCAUCUGAAAACAGAACAAAUAAUUAUUCCUCAACAUCACAUCACAUCACAUCACAUAGUCAACCCCAGUGAAACACUGUCGAACCCAGAUGCCCUCUACAAUUACAUGUAAUUUAGAAUCCUUUUCGUCUUGGGACCACAAUUUGAUAUUAUAAUAUUAUAAUAGGGAACUGUAGAUAGGUGUGUGUGUGUGGUGUGGUCUGACCACAACCCAGUGGUGUGCCGUCUGUCUGUCCGGCUGCAUGUCUGUGUGUCUGUUUACUCUGUUUACACACACACACUCACACACACACACACACACACACACACACACACACACACACACACACACACACACACACACACACACACACACACACACACACACACACACACACACACACACACACACACACACACACACACACACACACACACACACACACACACACACAAGCGAUUGGAGACCUGCGAGGAAGCGCUGUGUAAAUGCAAAUCAUUGUAUCUAUGUACUGUAUAUGCCUAUCUUUGGGUGGAAAGCGUGUCUGUUUGUCUCUUUCUCUCAGUCUACCCCUCCCUCUGUCUUUCUCAAUGUAUAUAUUUAAUGGAUUCACACAGUAUUUUUUUCUGUCACAGAACACAAUGUCUGAGCACUGUAAAGAAGACACUAUAUAAACAAAGAUUUACAGGACAUGAUCAUAUUCAAAGCUAUGUUACGGUCUAAAAUGGAACAACAUGUUAUCAUCUGCAUGAUGCCGCAACAAUUGUGGAUUAAAAGGUGAUUUUGGAGAAGAAGAAAACA
Molecule: messenger RNA, 3536 nt
Organism: Oncorhynchus kisutch (coho salmon)
Lineage: Eukaryota; Metazoa; Chordata; Actinopteri; Salmoniformes; Salmonidae
Product: sodium/potassium-transporting ATPase subunit beta-3-like
Exons: 7
Coding region: 521-1366 (281 amino acids)
Biological process (GO): intracellular potassium ion homeostasis; intracellular sodium ion homeostasis; potassium ion import across plasma membrane
Cellular component (GO): sodium:potassium-exchanging ATPase complex
Molecular function (GO): ATPase activator activity
Source: RefSeq, a predicted model, not a curated record